AUGCCAUUCAGUGCGCUCUAUCGAGUGCCAGAUGGCUCUCAUGACUUUCAAAACCAGCAGAGAUUCCAACGUCACCAUUCGCAACUAGCCAUUGUCGAUCCUGACACCGUAGAUUACAGCGAGUGGCAUGAGAUGGACUUUACCACUGCACCCCUCAAUUCCUCCACCCCCAACUCAGCUUCUCAUCACCCAAAAUACUCGGGCACGAUGGACACAGACGUCGAUUCGCUGGCCUUUGUGCGAUCUCCUAACAGCCAACGUCACAAUUCCACCGCCUCACCUCACAGCCAACAACAGUCUCCUGGGGCUCACUCACUCUCAGGAGACCUUUACACCACGGGACCUUUCUCCUACUCGCAACUUCUCAACAUGGACUCGGACCUCUCUUCCAUGGAUCAGUCGAGCCUCAGCAGCUCACGCGCUGAUUACAGCUCCAAGAUGCUCAACGACAACAGCACCAUCGCAACUUCUUUAUCAGGAUCUGACUCUCUCAACGCCUCGCCCCCAGUCGCAACGCUGGAUCCCAUUGCCAUCAGUUUGGCUUCCAAGACGGGGCCCAACGAGAAACUCUGCCCUCUCAUAGCUGGUCAAGUUGAUUCGUGUCAGCCACAGCGCUGUGGCCCUGAUGCUCCUUGCAUGAAUUUCACCACUCUUCCUCCGAUAGAAGAAUGCACUUCGGUGCCUUGUAUCACCCAAGAUCCUUCCCCUAACGAGACCAUGAUCACCAGCGACAGCGUAUCCGUCUCUGUUCACUCGCGACCAAGCUACAGUGCGCGAACGAGUACGGUGAACUCUGCACGACGCUCAUCUGCGUCCUCGAAUGAUUUUUCACUCCAGGCAGUUCCCUUACCACCACGUCGUAAUGCCACCGGACCAGCACGGCGCCGUACAGCGGUUCGCUCGCAAUCAUCCACAAUCGCCCCGACCAUCUCGAACAACAUGGGCUCGGAGGACGAGGAUGACGACAACUCGGCCUCCAAACCCAUGGCACCUAGCAAAGCCGACGCGAAGCAACGCGCCAAGCAGGCACACAGCCUCGUCGAGCGCAAGUAUCGCGAGAACCUCAACGCCAAAAUUGCUCAACUACACAACACACUUCAGUCAUCUCACUACGGUCCCAAGGUGGGACAAGAAGAUGAUAGUGAUAAUCCAAAUGGACCAAUCGCCGCCAUACCGGCCAGUAAAGUACGCAAGAGCGACGUGCUGACUGAGGCGAUGAACUAUGUCAACCAAACUGAGGUUGAGAUGCGGCAUAUGGAGAACGAAAUUCAUCGACUUAGUGAGCGCGUCAGAGUGCUCGAGAAAUUGGUUCGGUGCGAAGAUUGCAGUCUACUGAAACAAAUGGUCAAUUUACAGGUCCAAGCUGUCUGA
Exophiala aquamarina CBS 119918 is the source of this 1371-nucleotide messenger RNA. RefSeq lists its product as uncharacterized. Gene Ontology annotation, molecular function: protein dimerization activity. The record is from RefSeq and is a predicted model, not a curated record. Bases 1 to 1371 code for a protein of 456 amino acids. The transcript has a single exon. Lineage: Eukaryota; Fungi; Ascomycota; Eurotiomycetes; Chaetothyriales; Herpotrichiellaceae.